Messenger RNA from Triticum aestivum (bread wheat), 2002 nucleotides. Its product is annotated as cysteine-rich receptor-like protein kinase 14. Gene Ontology annotation, biological process: protein phosphorylation. The record is from RefSeq and is a predicted model, not a curated record. Lineage: Eukaryota; Viridiplantae; Streptophyta; Magnoliopsida; Poales; Poaceae. The transcript is spliced from 9 exons. Bases 399 to 1775 code for a protein of 458 amino acids. Gene Ontology annotation, molecular function: protein kinase activity; ATP binding.
UACAAGACAAUGGGAAAUGAAUUGCUGUGAAGAAGAUUCAUCUUAUGCGGGGGCUUGACAACGAGGAAUUCAAAAAUGAGUUCAAUAAUCUUAUGAGGGUCCAACAUAAAAAUACCGUACGGUUAGUUGGUUACUGCCAUCAUACUUCACAAGUGCUUGUUGAGCACAAUGGAAACCAAGUUUCUGCUAGAGUGGAAGAAAGAUCUUUAUGAUCCGAAUACUUGCCGGAAGGAAGCCUUGACACAUAUCUUACUAAUGAAUCGUGUGCGCUUGAUUGGAACAUAUGUUACAACAUAAUUAAGGGAUUAUGUGAGGGUUUACAUUACCUUCAUGAAGGAUUAGAGUAUCCUUUUUACCAUCUGGAAUUAAAACCUACAAAAAUUUUGCUGGAUAAGGACAUGAUGCCCAAAAUUGGGGGUUUUGGUUUCUCUAGACAUUCAACAGAAACCUUCAACACAUCAGAAGUCAUGGGAACAAGUGUAUACAUGCCACCAGAAUACAUCAGUAAACGACAAAUUACACCAAAGUUUGAUGUAUUCAGUCUGGGCAUUAUAAUCUUGCAAAUAAUGGCAGGAAAGCAGAGCUACAUCAAAUGUGCAGAUAUUCCUCCUGAAGAAUUUAUUGAGCUUGAAUAUGAAUUAUGGGUAAAUAGGCUGCAGGCCACAAUAUCGAAGCGUACUUCACGUGAAGUUAGGACAUGCAUCGGAAUAGCUCUAAAAUGCGUGGAGUUCAAUCUGAUGAAGAGGCCUACUAUAAAUGAGAUCAUACAAGAACUGAAUAAGAUUGAUAUUGUUGAGUGGUCAUUCGAGUUCUUAGAACGCAUUACAAAUGGUUUUUCUGAGCAGAACAUAGUUGGCCGUGGCGGAUAUGGAGUUAUUUACAAGGGGGUGUUGGAGAAUGGAGAAGAGAUUGCUGUUAAGAAACUUCAUCCAGUGUUGUGGAUUGAUGAUGAGCAGUUUAAGAAUGAGCUUAAUAUUCUAAUGAGGAUCAAACACAAAAAUAUCGUACAGUUAGUUGGCUACUGCCACCAUACAUCACAGAUAGUUGCCGAGUAUAAAGGAGAACAUGUUUCUGCUAGUGUGGUAGAAAGAGCGAUUUGUUUGGAAUACAUGCAGGGUGGGAGCCUUGCCGAUCAACUUUCUGCUGAACCUUGCACACUUGAUUGGGACAAAUGCUACAAAAUAAUAAAAGAAAUUUGUGAGGGUUUACAUAACCUUCAUAAUGCUGAUGCUCCCAGUUACCAUCUGGACUUAAAACCUGCCAAUAUUUUGUUGGAUAAGGAUAUGGUAGCAAAACUUGGUGAUUUUGGUUUGUCAAGAUUAUUUGAUUCGAUGCAAACCUAUAUCACAGAAUCCCAAGAUAUGAAAGGAACACGUGGAUAUAUGCCACCAGAAUACAUCAAUAGACAACAAAUCAGUCCGAAGUUUGACGUUUUCAGUCUCGGGGUCAUAAUCAUACAAAUAAUGGCAGGAAAGGAUGGCUACUUCAACUGUGCAGACACACCUCCGAAAGAAUAUAUUAAGCAUGUAUGUGAAAACUGGCGAAUGAGGCUGCAAGCAACAAUGUCGUCCCAUGUAUCUGAAGAAGUGAGGACAUGCAUCGAAAUAGCAUUAAAAUGUGUGGAGGACGACCGAACCAGAAGGCCUACUAUAGCCCAGAUUGUCAAUGAACUAAGUAACAUUUGUAUUGCUAAAAGUAAACCGAUAUGUCAGUGGGCAAACAAGCUGACUGCGUUGAAGACCUUUCUCACUUCAAGCAUUGGCUGUUCCUCUUAGUCGCAGCAGUUGCCAUAUUUUACGCAUGGUCUCAAUACGCCCCAGGUAUCGACGCAUCGUAGCUGAACAGGAUUGCGUGUAUCGACGCAUCGUAACCGAACAGGAUUGCUUGUAUCAACACACAAGUCCGUUGGCUUCAAUUAAUGUGCGCAAAUCUUGGAAUUUUGUAGAUUCAUGGUGCCGAGGUAUUACAAGGAGAACAUGCAUGCACAUCAGCGCUGGAAGUA